This is a messenger RNA of Sycon ciliatum, 1824 nucleotides long. RefSeq lists its product as uncharacterized. The record is from RefSeq and is a predicted model, not a curated record. Lineage: Eukaryota; Metazoa; Porifera; Calcarea; Leucosolenida; Sycettidae. Bases 151 to 1170 code for a protein of 339 amino acids. The transcript is spliced from 32 exons.
GGUUUGAGCCAGAUUGUAGAUUGGUCUUGGCGAAAGGCGUACUUACUUGUACACGGCGCGGAGCGACUCAGUCAGUUGUGGUAUUCGAGUGCUGCGCUUCUUGCUGGAAUAGUACUACUGUCAGACCAGUCGCACCGGUCUACUGCCAUCAUGGGCUGCGCUGUUUCCGAUAUAGCUCAGGAGUUUCAGAGGCUGGACGCACAGUUCCAAAAAGGCGUCCAGGCCACGUAUGAUUCGCUGACCAAAACCAUCGAGGACAUGAAGACUCCCGAUGAUAUCAAAGCCGCGUCAGCCAAGGUUGAGGAUAACUGGCCCGAAAAAACUGGUAAAGCAAUCGUCAAGGCCAUGGAAUUUGCGCAGAUGAAAGUGAACAACAUGUGCUGUGGUCUGGGUGGCCCUCCCACGGUAUUCGGGGCUCAAGACAAGAAAGCCGACCUGGAGAAAGUCUCUCAGGCUAGAGAGGCUGUGGUGAAGUUUCUGAAGGAGUUGCAGAAAGCCGCUGAGAGCGGUGACAAGGCCAAGAUGGAUGAGGCCGCAAAGAAGGUGCCCGAAAUCAACGGCAAAAAGCCAACUGUGAAACUGGAUCCACCCGGGCCGAGUGAGGCAGAAAAGGCUGCUGCUGAUAAAGAAGCAGCAGAGAAGGCCAAAAAAGAAGCGGAAGACAUCGAAAAACUUGCUGCCAAGGAGAAAGCAGAUGCUGAAAAGGCUGAAAAACUUGCUGCUACGGAGAAAGCGGAUGCUGAAAAGGCUGAAAAACUUGCUGCUACGGAGAAAGCGGAUGCUGAAAAGGCUGAAAAACUUGCUGCUACGGAGAAAGCAGAUGCUGAAAAGGCUGAAAAACUUGCUGCUACGGAGAAAGCAGAUGCUGAAAAGGCUCGCGGUGAGGCCGCAGCACUGGAGGAAACUGCUGCUAAGGAGCGCGAUGAAGCCCAAACACUGGCCGACACGGCUCAAGCAAAUGAAGCUGCUGCUGCUCAGGAGCGCGACCAGGCUAAAGCGCUGGAAGCUGCUGCUGCUGGAGAGCGCAACGAGGCCGCAGCACUUGAAUCUGCUGCGGCUAUAGAGCGCAACGAUGCCGCAGCACUGGAAGCUACUGCUGCUGCGGAGCAAGCGGAUGCCGCGCGUAUGCGCAAUGAGGCCGCAGCACUGAGAGGCGUACCCCUCGGCUAAGUGGCUACACAGCGGCUGCCUCAGGAUCAACACCAGCACACAAUGUCCCCCUGAGGCGAGUGCCAAGAUGAACAGAUCCAACCGCGAGAGAGAUGCAAUGGCCGGUGGAGUGAUGCUGGUCAGCUGUGGCGCCGUUCUUCAAUUCCCGACCAUCAUAAACAGAAGCUGCACGCGUAUUCUCUGUCCUACACUCAUUGCAUGCAUGGCCGGCCUGUAUCAGCUCUUUCAUGAUGUGCCUGUGUUUGCAUACACUGUUUUUUUACAUGGCGUGUCCUGGUGGUAACCCGUGGCAGGCGAAUUCCACAACCAUUGCAUGUUAUUGCUGUGCCGUAUUGGCAUGUGUGCACUCUCAAAAGCGUUUACAUGUAUUUGCCUUUGUUCUUUGACACGAAGUUUGCCUGCUUUCACUAGUUACCACUGUCAUAUGUUUCUAACGUUAUUUCAUCCAGUUUGAAUCAGUUCGAACGACACAAAGGCAACCGACCUUCUAAUGAUGCAUCAUAAACUCAACACCGUAGACACCAUGCUGUCAGGUCACUGUAUUCUUCUCUGAAAAUCUCUUCUCACCCUCUGACAUUAUUAUUUCACGAAACAGUGUUCUGUGCUGCGUGUAUGUAGAGUCCGCAUAUCUACGACAUUUACUAGUAAGCACCC